Megalops cyprinoides (Indo-Pacific tarpon) is the source of this 1653-nucleotide messenger RNA. RefSeq names its product formiminotransferase cyclodeaminase N-terminal like 1 (gene ftcdnl1). NCBI's taxonomy places the organism in Eukaryota, Metazoa, Chordata, Actinopteri, Elopiformes, Megalopidae. Gene Ontology annotation, molecular function: transferase activity; folic acid binding. The record is from RefSeq and is a predicted model, not a curated record. The coding region runs from base 81 to 1058 and encodes 325 amino acids. The transcript is spliced from 6 exons.
CAUGGGUCGACACCGGGAACAACCCAAAAGUUUUCGUGCGACUGCGGGUCUCGCAGAAUCACCGUAGCUAACGCAAGAAGAUGGCCCCUGUUGCCAUAGGUCAGCGCCUUGUUGCCUGUAUGCUCAACAUCUCAGAGGCUCGGAGCAGGGACGUCGUGGAGAAAGUGGCGCGGGCGGCUGUCUUUGACGGCAGAGGAGGCCAGCGAGAGGGGACCACCGUUCUCAAUAUCUUCAACGACCACGACUACAACCGCUCUGUCAUCACCAUCACUGCCAGCAUCGACCGCAUCAGGGAGGCUGUGCUGUCGGCAUGCGAGCAGGCCUGUCAGCUGAUUGACAUGCGGAACCAUGUGGGGGCCCACCCCUGCAUGGGAGCUGUGGAUCUGGUGCCCAUGUACCCUCUGGGAGAGGAUGUGGGGCUAGAGGAUUGUGGGAAGGAGGCAAGAGCGCUGGCCGCUGCCCUGACUGAGCGGAUUCCUGGCACCAGUGCCUUCCACUUUGGGUUUGCCGAUUUACCCCAGAACCGUGGCCUGGCCCAGAGGCGCAAGGAGAUGGGCUGGUUCCUGAAGGACCCCAAAAUGGAGGCCAUCAAGCCAGAUGUGGGGGAGAAGCUCGAUAGGAGAUACGGACUCACAGGCGUAGGCGCCAGCCCAUAUGUGAUGAACUGCAAUGUGACAAUCGACACUCAGGACCUGGGCACGGGCCGGCGGGUUGCCCAGGCACUGCGGGAGUCCAGCCCGGGCGGGCUCCCAGGGGUGCAGGUGCUUGCCCUGCCACAUGAGGGCGCCAUGGAGAUCGCUUGCAACGUGGAGAGUGUGCUGGGGGCCCCGCCUGAGGAGGACUGGCCCACCUUCAGCAUCCGGGGGCAGCCGUACUGCCACGCUCCCGCUGUCCUCAUCUCUACCCGGGUGGCUCAGCUGGCCGAGGAGCAUGGCGUAGGCACAAAGGGAACUGCCCUCGUGGGGUUCACCCCCCAGGAGUGCAGGGGUCUGGCAGAGUGGGCGCUAGCGCAGGGUAUCGCCGAAUUCUGGAGGGAACAACACAAGGUCCGCAUGUGAAAGGGGAGGACGUUCUUUGCUUAAUUGCAGAACGACGUUAACACCAUCUUGUAAUCUAAAAUGGUGCUCAUUCAGUGCUGAACAGUAGUCCAUGUCUUACCAGUGUGCUUGCUUGUACAUACUUGCAGUUAAACUAGGGUAAAAAAACAAAGCCAUAUUCACUGCAGUGUUGAAUACUUUGUCUGAGUCGAAGGAACUAAAUCUGGCUUUGACGUGGCUUUGAUACCACAGUGAAUGUGUGCAACGCAAUGGUUUGACAUUUAAAGCCAUAUUCGAUCCAAUAAAAAUGCAAGUAUGUUUGAGGAUUCUGGGGAUAGGGCGACUUCCUUAUCAGUGUUGUAAUGACCAGUUGACUUUAAUGUGCUGUGAUCAGGUUCUGUGGCCCCUUCAGUGUUUCCAUUACAGUAUUCUCUUGAGCUGGGAAGUAUGACUACGAGCUUGAUGUUGAGAAUAUUCCUUGGUUACUGUGUCUUACACUGUGUCAAGUGUGUAGAUACAAUGCAUCUUAGUAGAUUAUAUACAGUUCAGUGCUGGGAAUAAUGCCCUACAGGAAGUUACUGUGGAAAUAGUGCAUUCCUGUUAUCUUGAUAACAUG